Molecule: messenger RNA, 771 nt
Organism: Corapipo altera (White-ruffed manakin)
Lineage: Eukaryota; Metazoa; Chordata; Aves; Passeriformes; Pipridae
Product: vitelline membrane outer layer protein 1-like
Exons: 4
Coding region: 158-754 (198 amino acids)
Source: RefSeq, a predicted model, not a curated record
CCCCUAGCCCCAGCCAGAAGCUCAACAGAGAGGAAUCUCUCUCUGGGCUGGAAACUUAAAUAUUUGCUGUUUUUCUUCUGCCCAUUUUAACAGCCAGCACUUGCACAUUGACAAGGCAACUCACAGGUCACAAUGUGCUCUGUAGUCAGAGUCACUGAUGACAAAGGAAUCGGUGUGCAAGGAGACAGCUGUUACCAUCAGGGAUCCAAUGCACCUCUCCUCAAAAUUCCACUGCAUAGGGGUUAAGACAACAACCUGGCAGAGCCAACGUGUCAGAGAGAUCCUCCUGCAGGUGCAGUCUGCCCAAAGUAGAGGUGAUGACACAGCUCUGAAGAGCACCUGCUUUAUUAUACAGGUCCAGCCCUACCAGGGGUUUUGGCUGUUUGCCGACGACACGGCUCUAAAUGGCAUCCGCCUGCUCUGCACAGAUGGCACAGUCAUUGAGUCCUCCGUGGGAUGGUGGGGAAACUGGACUGAGGCCCAGCUCUGCUCCAGCAACAAGCUGGUUUCCUUCUCCCUGCGUGUGGAAAAGUGGCAGUACUUUCGUGACAACACAGCAGUCAACAAUGUGAGGUUCGCCUGCUCAAAUGGAACAAAGCUGGAGGGCUGGGGACUUUCAGGGGGUCACUUUGGCCCAUGGAGCAGCAACUGCACCUCUGGGGCUAUCUGUGGGCUCCAAACAAAGGUGGAGGGACCCCAGGGAAAGAGGGAUGACACAGCUCUCAAUGACCUGAGAGUCUUCUGCUGUCAGUAACCCAACUCCCCACCAUA